This is a messenger RNA of [Candida] anglica, 1043 nucleotides long. Lineage: Eukaryota; Fungi; Ascomycota; Pichiomycetes; Serinales; Debaryomycetaceae. The record is from the annotation of a GenBank genome assembly.
GAGUUUAACAAUUUUGAGGUUUAAUUCAAAAACUUGAAAAAAGUUAAUGAUAUACAACCAAGGAUAUAUUGAAUCAUAACAUAAGAUGAUGAACACAUUCAGAUCUGCAUGGUCUUUACAAACCAGAUCAUUCCACCUGACUGGUCCAUCUUUACAUAAAAAGUCCAAGACUUACAAUAGACUUCUUAACUAUGUUAAGAAAGUUGAUGACACAACCACAUACAAAGCUGGAGAUGAAAUAGUGAAAGGUGUUAAGAUUCCAGCCGAAGUACCAACACUCCCAGUCUACCAAUACGAAGCCCGUUACUUCAAGCGUCAAAAUCGUGGGUUAUAUGGUGGAUUACAACGUCGUUCUGGCCAUACAUGUUCAGAAGCUGAAAAUAAAAACAAAAGAACAUACCUUCCAAACAUUGUAAGCAAGAAGUUAUGGUCUGAAACAUUAAACAGAGCAUUCAAGCUUAGAGUAUCCACCAAGGUCUUGAAGACCAUCACCAAGGAAGGUGGAUUAGAUAUGUACUUGACCAAGGAUAAACCAGCAAGAGUUAAGACCUUGGGAUUGAAAGGUUGGGAAUUAAAGUAUAAGGUUUUGAACAGAAAAGAGUUCAACAAAUUACCAAAGUAUGAAGGAGGUGUUCAAGUAUACCACGUACACCCAGAUGGGAAGGAAUUCAUUGUAGGUAGAAGAAAGUUGGUGGACCAAUUAUGGCCAUUGGUUCAAAGAGAUAGUUAUACUCCAUUGAAUUAUGAAAAGUUUGUUGAAACCUCGAUGGUUUUAACCUUUGAAGAAUUGGUUAAUAAAUUAGAAAGUUACGGUUAUGACUUUACUAAUGUUACUGUUCAAAAGGGUUCUAAUACUGAGUCAUUUGAACAAGUUGCUUAAUCAAAGAACAUUAGAGAAAGAGAUAAUCUUUAAUGAAUUGUUAUACGUCAUAACCAGUUCUACAAUGAUUUCUACAUUCUUUAACAUCUACCUAGUCAUUAUCACCCACCCAUAUUAAUUGGAUUUCAAUAAUACUAAUUGAUCCUUCAAUCUAUAUAUAUAU